This is a messenger RNA of Coccidioides posadasii C735 delta SOWgp, 2509 nucleotides long. RefSeq lists its product as uncharacterized. The record is from RefSeq and is a predicted model, not a curated record. Lineage: Eukaryota; Fungi; Ascomycota; Eurotiomycetes; Onygenales; Onygenaceae.
GUAACAUGUCUAUUGCACUGAGCCUUUGUGUCUAUUUUACUGAACAUUUUUAUUUGCCGUUGCAAUGGCCGACGAUGAGGUUCAGGAGCUGCGCCGGCUUUUAGAGUAUGAGCAAAAUCGUCGACUGGCGGCAGAGCAAGGUCAACGGGAGGCAGAGCAAGCUCAAUGGGAGGCAGAGCAAGCUCAACGUGCGGCAGAGCAAGCUCAACGUGCGGCAGAGCAAGUUCAACGUGCGGCAGAGGAAAAGACGCGGCGCUCAACGCUCCCCGAAUAUCUUGAUGCCUGCCACACCCAUCUCUUCCUCGGCCUUGUCCCAGGGCAGCCUAAACGUUCCACUAAAGGCAGUGCCAACAACGCUGAUGGCAAACUCCGCCCUGACCGCAUCCGGGAGUGGGUCCCAUUCGCCGAAGCACAGACGGCAAUCUGGGACCAACUGGUUGGUGACGAUCUUGUCACCCAGCGUCAUUUCAGCUCCUUGCAUGGAUUGAUGACUAUAGGAGAGAACAUGCGAAAAACGAUUCGUUCGGAGCCCGACCUUCGCCAUUUCCAACGGGAUGCCGUUACAGCACCUGUAGGGUCGGUUAUUGAAGCCCUCUAUAAGAAUGAGCGACUCCGACAGGCGUUCAAUCUUCAGGGACAUGUAGCCUUUGAGAACCACGCCAAUACCCUUAGUGAUGGCGAAGGGGAGGGGGAGGGGGAGGAAGUUGUUGCUCGCCCAUCAAAGCUCCGGAAAGGAACUGGAGGGGCUGCGACGCCAAACACCCCUCCGACCUCUGCCCGACCUCUGGCGGAUGAGUUUUGCGUAUACAACGAGGGCGAGAAGGUCAAAAGGCCAGCAUUAAUUGGUGAACUCAAACCGCCACACAAACUCCCACUGGCGGUUAUUCAAGCUGGGCUUCAGGACAUGGAUCUUGACGACAUAGUCGAGUGUCAUUCUAAUGACACAAGUGAAAUUCAAUAUUGUCGUCUGGUAGCUGCAGUCAUUACGCAAGCCUUUUCCUACAUGAUCAAGGCCGGUGUCGAGUAUGGCUAUGUGAGUACCGGUGAAGCAUUUAUCUUCCUCCAUUCCAAUGCGGAAGACCCAGGGACUGUUUACUAUUAUCUUUCGGUCCCUGAGCAAGAUGUGGGCGAGAUUACUGGUUUUACCGGAGAGCUUGACAGUGACAACAGACUGCAUAUGACAGCAGUUGGACAGGUCCUUGCUUUUGCACUGCAGGCAAUACAGACUUCCCCACAUAAUCAAAACUGGCGAACUUGGGCGGAGAAGCAGUUGAAAGUGUGGGUGAUUUCAGAAGAAGAUUCACAAACACCAACUCCAGCAAAAGCUGUGAAAUCAUCCCCACCCUAUGAGCCCCUAAAGAGUGCGCAGAUGUUUAUCCAGAGGACACCUGUGCGCACCCGAUCGAAGAGCGCUCGACUGACCUGCAAAGCAACUACUGCAUUGCCAGGCAGUAGCGACAAAGAUGACGAUGACAGUGGACCUGAUUCCGAUUCACCCAGUCAACGACCUCACUGGCCCUCAAACGUCAUGGUUGUGCCACCUCCUCCACCUGACUGGGCAUCACCCUACAAGGGCCCCGUGUGCAAGGAUGGAACUCGGCGAUACUGCACGCAAAAAUGCUUGCUUGGACUCGUGAAUGGUGGGCUGCUGGACCGUGGCUGCCCAAAUGUUGAGGAACAUGGAACAGACAAUCAUAGGAUUGACCACGCCACGUUCAUCGCCCUUCUCGAGGCACAGAUUCAACAGGAACCAGUAAACCCCUGGACCCCGCUAGGCUGUGAAUCGCUGCACACACACGGUGCUCGUGGCGCACUGUUUGAAGUUGACCUUCUCCAAUAUGGAUAUACAUUUGUGGGAAAGGGCUUCCCCCGGGAAUUUCAUCGCUACCUCAGACAUGAAAAGGCAGUCUAUGACCAACUGCAGCCAAUACAGGGCGUACAUGUCCCUGUGUGUCUCGGCACAAUUGAUGUCUCUAAACAGCCCAUGUGCUAUGAUGGUAUUGCGUACAUUCCGCACUUUUUACUUCUUGCCCAUGCAGGCACUGAUACCUUUGAUUGUGGUGCUCUAAAGGAGCAAGUUAUUUCUGCGGCAUUGAAGUCAUUGCGGGCCAUUCACGCCCUGGGUGUGCUCCACCGUGAUAUAGAACUGAGAAAUAUGUUCUGGACUGAGGAGAGCAAGAGCAUCCUGGUCAUUGAUUUUGAAAGGGCGGGGAUUCUGCGUUGUGAACGAGCGCCGCUGGGAGACACAUCCCCAAACCAGAGGAGAAAGAGGAGAAUAAGGAGAAAUGAUGGUCCUGGUGAAGAAACAAAGAAGAAGGUAGAUGUGAGACAGGACAGGAUUAACAAGGCACUUGAGUCCGAGUUGAGGUGGAUGGUGAGGAACUUAGAGACAAGUCUCAAGUCUUGAUAUAGUGUAUGGAUUGAUUGUAAUGUAAGCGUACAUUAUGGGCUUUAUUAGUGUGAUCGCCAUUAUAUGCCUAGGUGUUCAUUAGAGCACUCCCUACACUAC